AUGAAGUUCAUCACCUUAGUCUUAGUAUUAACCCUCUUACAAACUUCCUUAGUUCGUGCCGGUGGCCUACCCAACCGCCUUCGAUCGCGCCAAAAUCAAUUAAAACCCCGCGACUGUAAACCCCCCAGUGAUCAAAACGAUCAAACCAACUUGUACCAAUGCCCCGAUGCAGGAGGCCCAGUAGAUUUAAAUGACUGUCAGGUGGCUGGUCAGGCAAUGUUCAACAAUAGGUGGAAUAGUACAGGUUAUAAAAGCUGUGGUGUCAUGUACUGGUCGAAAAAAGCUGAUGGAACUCCGAACCCAAUAGUUCCCUCACAAAAUUACAUAACCAUGGAAAUAGUGAAGAAUUCGCUUAACGAGUUCGCAUCUAUCUGUUGCGCUGAAGUUCCGGCCGUGCAUGAACACCCAGCCAUUGAAGAUCUAGAUAUAGAUCCCAUAGGUCGUACUUCUUACUGUUCGGGCCGGGUAAACUCCGAGUAUCUCGAGCCCGCGCGGCUCACCGAUGAUGACGUUGCCACUUUGGCAAAAGAAAAUGAGAGAGACUUCCACGGACCUUAA
Messenger RNA from Melampsora larici-populina 98AG31, 558 nucleotides. RefSeq lists its product as uncharacterized. The transcript is spliced from 5 exons. The coding region runs from base 1 to 558 and encodes 185 amino acids. NCBI's taxonomy places the organism in Eukaryota, Fungi, Basidiomycota, Pucciniomycetes, Pucciniales, Melampsoraceae. The record is from RefSeq and is a predicted model, not a curated record.